Daldinia decipiens is the source of this 914-nucleotide messenger RNA. RefSeq lists its product as uncharacterized. Bases 379 to 849 code for a protein of 156 amino acids. The transcript is spliced from 2 exons. The record is from RefSeq and is a predicted model, not a curated record. NCBI's taxonomy places the organism in Eukaryota, Fungi, Ascomycota, Sordariomycetes, Xylariales, Hypoxylaceae.
UCGUGUUUCUAGAGCCUCACCCCCUGUGGUGAUAUAUCAAAGAAACCCGUAAGUCGUUGACACGUAACAAAUGACACAGGCGCGGACCCUGUUCCAGCGGAAAUGUCCGCAAGUCACAUAGAGCCCCAUUCGAAUAAUUUAUCCUUGCUAAGAAUCUAGGGAUUAUGUCACAGUAAACGAAAGCAUUGGUAAGGUUUCGAUGCUUCUGAGACUUUGCUGGUGCCACUCAGGGACUCAAGGUUUAAAAGCUCGAGCAAGAUUCCGUAGCGAUGGUGGGAUGUUGUCUUUUAAGCGGCAACGGCAUACAGGUUUCGCUGCAGCCGAACGAGUUAGGAAAGCACCAAGACCCUCCCUACACGAAGUAUAUCCGCCGCAGUCAUGGUAAAGGUUGAAGUCCAACCGCCGGCGCAAGUCCAGGCGGGAGCAGUCAUGUACCCGCCACUCGUCGUAAGCUCUAAGAGCGAUGAUGCCUACGACUUUAUACAGGUUGCCCUCAUCGACUCAUACGGACGCGUCCUCGAGGAUCAGCUGUACGGCACACUAACGACAUCCAGCAAGAGCAUGCACGACAGGUCUGCUUCUCGAAGCAGCCGAGCUAAGGAAUACUCUGCCUUUCCCGAUCUCGUCAUCAGCUAUGCUGGCGUCUACGCUCUUCAAGUAAGCGCCAUACGCAUGGAUUAUGCAUCGCCAGAUGGCGCGGCGGCAAUCAUCGCCGCAUCGACGACGACGAGACAAAUUAUUGUCUACGAUCAGAGCGUCGCUACGGAGAUUCCAUCCCCUGAUGAGCAAUCUCUUCUACGAAAGCUACGACGAGAUGGCGCGUUUGGCGUUCCUCGGGCUCCCAGAUAAAUCAACGCCAAAUCCGUUGUACACCUAUGGAGAUACUCUUGGAUUUGGAUAAUCGUGGUAAAUUG